AUGAACGCACACAUCUUCACGGCUGACUAUUUUGGAAUGAUGAUUGUCAACAACAAAAAGGAGGGUGAAAAGAAAACUUACCGAGUGGAAAUCGUCGAAGAACAGAACAUCAAAUGGAACUUCCUCCACGGACGUGACGAUAUCGACCCGACAACUUGCGGUGAAUGGAUGCUGAUCUGCUCGUAUCGAUCGACUGGCGACCACCCAUUGGCCGAGUUUCACCUGGUCGAAGAAGCAGAAGCGAUAAAAUCACCUUCUCUGUCUGCCUGA
Molecule: messenger RNA, 270 nt
Organism: Ostertagia ostertagi
Lineage: Eukaryota; Metazoa; Nematoda; Chromadorea; Rhabditida; Trichostrongylidae
Source: the annotation of a GenBank genome assembly